AUGGCGGCUUGAGAGGAGAGUUUUGUUUCGGACAGUGCUGACGGGCGACCCGGCGACGAGGCGCAGAGGACAUGGCACACAAUAAAUCUAAUCUUUUCCAUUGGGAAAGGUUUACCGACAGCAAAAGAGAUGCUCCCAGGUCAAAAAUGGAACGUGAUGAUAUUCAAGACUGGAUUAAAAAAGUCGAACAAGCAUCUGAAUGUGCUAUCACAGAAACAUUUUUCUCAAAGAAGGCGAAUCAAAAUUCGAAGGCACGAGGAUAUGCUGUGGUCAUGGAGACAAUUGAUCAGCUUCAUGAUCAUGAUGAUGCAUAUGUUGAAGCUCAAGAAUUACUCACUGAAUGGAUGAACUCUAAAAUAAGGCUGGAAUUGGAAUAUAAUGAAAGUGAAGAUCUGCAACAUCAUCUGAAUUCCUCAGAGGAACCUACAUAUUCCCCACCAAUGAGCUCAGUAGCGCCAAAAUAUGAGACGUUUGAUGACAUGUAUAAUUACCUGGAUCAAGAAAAAGAGAGUACCAUAGCUCAGACCUUCUUACAGAAGCUGCUGCAAAAGAAGGUGGCGGAAUCUGGCUUCUUUGAUGAUCUGGGGAUGGAUGCUGAAAGUCAGCAGAAAAAGCACCAAGACCCACGGCUCACAAUGGAGGCAAGACACAAACAGGUGAAAGAGAAUCGUUUAAAAAGGCAGGCUGCAUUGGAGAGCCAGAAGCAAAAGGAAAUCAGGAAAAAAAUAGCUUAUGACAAAGCACAGCAAUUGGUUCAGGAGGAAAAAAGGAAGAAAGCUUCACAGGUGAAGAAAGAAGAUGGGCAAAUUAAGAAAGCGAUGGUGCAGUUACGGAAAGAAAUGCUUGAAAAGAGACUCAUAAUGGAAGAGGCAAGGCGAUUUGAACGAGAAUGUAUGGAAGCAGAGAAAACCCGGCAGAUGCUAUUUAAAGGAAAAACUCAACAUGUGUUAAUGGAAUUCCAGGAGCAACAGAACCAGGCACGACAAGCAUUUGUGCAACGUCAAAAAAUGCAGGAAGUUCAAACCAGGAUCAAUGCUCACCAUCUCCGGUCUCUACAGAAACCUUUUUCAGCCUGGUAUAAAGUGGUCCUGGAACAUAGGAUAAAAAUGGGGAAAGCCAGAGCUUUGUUUGAUUGGAGAAGUCAGUUUCGAGCAUUCCAGGGAUGGAAAACGUUUGUAUGGACAAAGAAACUGGAGCAGGAGACUCGGCGCACUGAAAAGGAAUUACGGGAGGAGAAUAGGAAAAAUCAACUUGCAAUCAAAUGCAACAGGAAACGGAUCCUUUACUACUACUUCACAGACUGGCGACUGUGGUGCAAAGCUGAGAGAGAAAGGAGGGAGUUGGAAGCAAGAAAAGAGGAGACCAAACAGAAAAUGGCAGCACUGCUGGAUGCUGCUUCUUCAGGGAAACUGAGGGCAGACAAAGUGCCAGAUUCUAGCAGGAGUUUAAAGUGUGCAAAUGAGCUUCAGCAGACUAACUUUACUCAACAGAAAAUGGAAGAGGUUAAGAAAGAAGAUAUUUUCCCUGUAGUUGAUUGUAAAGUGAGGGAAAGCAGCAAAACUCAGCAUCCAAUUCCCACAAAACUAAAAUAUGCCUGGCAAGUUACUCGUCAACAUGCUGCACUGAGCUCAGGGGAUAUUGCUCACUUCCACACUGAGAACAAAAUGUCAGAGGAAGACCAAAGUAGUCAACAACUAAACUCUGACACUGCAAGGAAGAGAAAGUUUUUACAGAGCAACUUCCAACAUCGUCACAAUUUCCAGCAGCAACUCAUUGUGGAGCAGAGGAAACAGCUUCAGCAACAGCAGGAUAUGAUCCUAGAGCUGCAAGAAAACCAACGUGUGAUAAUGUUGCAACAAGAGGCGAAGCUUGCUUCUGACAUAACCACAGCCCGUCAUGAAAACACAACACAAUCUGGAAACGUCCUGCCUGAAAUGAGAGUUCCCUCAGCAAGGUCGCCAGCUCCCCUGUGUGUUGAGGAAUCUAACUGUGCCAGAAGCACUGUAAUUGAUUGCAGCAAAAACAAUCGGCACUUGGUUGCACCUCAUCCAGUUGUGACAGCAAUGGAGGAAAGAGCAAGGCAGCGCAUGGCACGGAAAAAAGAAUUGGAGGAGAUCAAACAAAAAAAAGAGGAAGAAAAACUUGCACAGUUAAAAGCAGAAGAAGAAGAGCGGCAAAGACAGCAAGAGGCUGAGAAGCAGACACUUCUAGAAAAAAAGCGAAAAGAGAAAAGAUUACAACAACAGAGGGAAGUUGAGAAGCAACUGAGAUUGGAACGAGAGCAACAACUGCAGUUUUCUGCAGAGAAGCACUAUCAGGAUUUUCUUCUACACAAGCGGGGUCUGGAACCAUGGAAGAAACUUGUAAAAAUGUCCAAGCAGAAGAUGAAGCUAGCAGAAGAACACCACGUGGCUAUAAUCCUACGGUUAUGUCUUUGUUCCUGGCAUCAGAUUGUAAGAGAGACACUGGCUAAAAAUAUACUCAAAGCUGAGAAAGUAUACCAGGAGAUUCUCCUGAAAAGGUGUUUCAAAAACUGGAUAAAGUGCAAGGAUUAUGUCAUCAUAAUUGAAGAGAAAGCAAAGCAACAUUACCUGGCAACUUUAAGAAGAACCUACUUCAUUUUCUGGUUGGAUUUUGUGACUGAGGAAAAGAUUGCAUCACGGGAAAAAGAAAGAAUUGGAGUAGAACAUAAUCAGAGGAGAAUAGUCAAGACAGCUUUCAGAGCAUGGAAAAGAUUACCAAUGCUCAUCAAAGAAGAAGAAAAGAAGCAAGUGAUUAGACAACAACUCAGAAAGAAAGUUAGUGAAAUUCUCCCUGACUUUCACACAGAAUAAGAAAAUGAUUAAAGGGAGUUGCCAGUUAAUUCAGGUUUGCUUAGGAAGCAGUUCUAUACAGACUGGGAAGCAGUUCAUUUGGAUAUGGGAAGCAUUUGAGUAGAGGCAAGACACUUGGGUGGAGGAAGCAAAGCCGAGCUUACUUACAUCUUGCCUGCCUUCUAGUGGCUGGCUAUAGGACUGUUAUGCUGAAGACCAACUGUUUAGUCACAGAAUAAUGACUCAGCUGAGAGGGCAGGAGAACAAAAUAACUUUUCAAGCACUUUUAUUUACAAGGUAUGAUCUAUUUCUAAAUCUUAACUGUUUCAGAAUACGUUUCCCUGAAAAUGGAGCAGCACUUUUGUGACCUAGGUCAGUUAACUGUUGUCAGGUGUGAGCAAAAUGCAAUAAAUUGAGAGAGGGGGAA
This is a messenger RNA of Callorhinchus milii (elephant shark), 3240 nucleotides long. RefSeq names its product coiled-coil domain containing 191 (gene ccdc191). The coding region runs from base 72 to 2834 and encodes 920 amino acids. Gene Ontology annotation, molecular function: phosphatase binding. The record is from RefSeq and is a predicted model, not a curated record. NCBI's taxonomy places the organism in Eukaryota, Metazoa, Chordata, Chondrichthyes, Chimaeriformes, Callorhinchidae. The transcript has 17 exons.